This is a messenger RNA of Cyanistes caeruleus (blue tit), 2526 nucleotides long. It is a transcript of the gene TMEM209, whose product is annotated as transmembrane protein 209. Gene Ontology annotation, cellular component: membrane. The record is from RefSeq and is a predicted model, not a curated record. NCBI's taxonomy places the organism in Eukaryota, Metazoa, Chordata, Aves, Passeriformes, Paridae.
GAGCUUUGGGGUGGAGGAAAGAUAAUGACGCCAAAUAAGAGUCCAGACACUUCCCUCAUUGACCUGGCUGUGAAGAUGAGGAAACAGGCUGAGACCAGGAAGGUGGUGCUGGCCUGGGGAUUCCUCAAUUUAUCCGUAGCAGGCAUGAUCUACACUGAAAUGACUGGGAAACUCCUGAGCACGUAUUACAACAUCACCUGCUUUCCACUCUGGUACAUUGAAUUUGCCCUGGCAGCCCUGUUCAGCCUCAAUGCCCUGUUUGAUUUCUGGAGGUACUUCACCUACACUGCAGCACCAACCAGCUUGGUCACAAGUCCCAGCCAGCAGAUCAUGGGCUGGCUGCGCAAGGCAGCUGUCCAAAUCACCCCUCCACGUGAGGCAGCAGCCAAGAGGGUGCUGUCCCUGACGCCAUCCCCUCCGAUCCAGGGCCAGUGUGUGCUGAGCUACAGCCCCUCACGCUCGCCCAGCUCCAGCCCCAAGUUCUCUGGGAGCUGCCUGAGCGGGUACAGCCCCCAGCUGCAGGCUCUGGCAGGGACCAGCCCCUCUCACAGCCCCUCUGGCACUUACUCACCCAGCAGCAGCUACAGCAAGGUUUCCAGCUUCAGCCACUCUCCCAAUGGAUCUCCCUAUUCCAUGAGUGUGGGGCCUGUGGACAGUGGUGGGAUAAGGUCUCACUACCGAUUCUCCCCCAUUCUGUACAACAAUUCCACCUACAAAGACGACUGUAUAACAGAUGUCAAAUCCCUGGACACCUUCCUGAGGAACGAGGAGGAGAAACAGCACCGAGUUCAGUUAGGAAGCUCAGAUUCCAGCUCUCCCUCCAGCAGCCCAACCUUUUGGAACUACAGCCGGUCUAUGGCAGACCACGCACAGAUCCUGAGGAAGUUCCAGUAUCAGCUGGCCUGCAGGUCCCAGGCUCCUUCUGCACACAAGGAUGAAGCUGAUCUCAGCUCCAAACAGGCUGCAGAAGAGGUUUGGGCACGGGUGACAAUGAACCGGCAGCUCCUGGAUCACAUGGAUUCCUGGACAGCGAAAUUCAGGAAUUGGAUCAAUGACACCAUUCUGGUGCCACUUGUGGAAGAGAUGGAAUCUGUGAGCACUCAGCUGAGGAGGAUGGGCUGUCCAGAACUGCAGAUUGGAGAAGCCAGCAUCAGCAGCCUCAAACAGGCAGCCCUGGUGAAAGCUCCGCUCAUCCCGACCCUCAACGCCCUGGUGCAGUACUUGGAUCUCACCCCAAACCAGGAAUAUUUGGUGGAAAGGAUCAGAGAACUUUCCCAGGGAGGAUGCAUGAGCUCCUUCCGAUGGAACGGAGGCGGGGAUUUCAAGGGCAGGAAAUGGGACACCGACCUUCCCACCGACUCCUCGAUCCUGAUGCACGUGUUCUGCACUUACCUGGACUCCAGGCUCCCUCCUCACCCCAAGUAUCCCGACGGCAAAACCUUCACUUCCCAGCACUUCAUCCAGACUCCGGAUAAACCAGACACUUCAAAUGAAAACUUAUUCUGCAUCUACCAGAGCAGCAUCAACCCACCCCACUACGAGCUGAUCUACGAGUGCCACGUCUACAGCCUGCCCAAGGGCAGGAACAACAUGUUCCACACCUUGCUGAUGUUCCUGUACAUCAUAAAAACCAAGGAAUCUGGGAUGUUGGGGCGUGUAAAUCUGGGUUUAUCGGGAGUCAACAUCCUGUGGAUCUUUGGGGAGUAACGGGACACAGCUCCAGAGGUGAACUUGGACUUAAACAGGAUAAAUUUAAGCUCAGCUUUGCGGACAGAGGGAGGAAGUGCCUGUAAUUAAUUCCCAUCUGGAUUUUGUCAAGGAAUUCCACAGAAUAUUUCACCGUGGAAAUGCUGCUGGGAAUGAGCUCCAGGCAGGAAUUCUCUUUCCUGCUCCUCACCUCAACCUGUUUAAACUGAGCUUUACUGAGCUCAGACUAAACCAAACCAAGGCUGUGCCCAGCUGAGAGCACUCAGAAGGAUAAAACAACUUGGACAACUUCAGCAGCCAAGAAAUUCCAAAUCUGGAAGCUCAGACUCAGUUUUGUUUCAUUUUAUUCUGCGUGAUAAAAACCAAUUAAUUUUAUCCCUGAUUAUUGGUGUGAUUGUGAUUUCCAACCCCUGCAGCUGAAAAGGAAGGACAAAAAUCACCUUUGGCUUGCUGAGUUCAGCAAAUAAGAAUUUUGCUUAUCUUUUCAGUUUUUAUUUUCAUUUUUUUUGUACAAAAUUUUGUGAGCUCUGAACUCCCCAGGCACCUUCACUGCCACCAGCUCUCAUCACCUGCCUUUGCUGUUGAAUUUUUAAUUUUCCUUCAUUUUUUUUGACUAAUCACCACCGAAUUUGGGAGCUUUAUACACCUCAUUGGGAAACCAGGCUCUACACAUCCACAGGAUUUUGGGAAUGUACAUUUUUUUUUAGGUAAAAGCACUUGGAUUUGCUUCAAAGAAAAGAUGGAUCAAUAUUUAUCAAAUUUCUCUAAGGGGCACGGGGAGAAUUUGUUGUAAAUUCUGAUAAAUGAGUAUUUUGGAAA